Molecule: messenger RNA, 985 nt
Organism: Drosophila kikkawai
Lineage: Eukaryota; Metazoa; Arthropoda; Insecta; Diptera; Drosophilidae
Product: glucose 1-dehydrogenase
Molecular function (GO): oxidoreductase activity
Source: RefSeq, a predicted model, not a curated record
UCGUGCUAAAUGAAUACCCUUACUAAAAGCAAGAUGUGCACACUGAGCUUGAAUCAUUGAUAGAUCCGAUCGCCUUACAUAAUUCUGGGUCAUGAAUUUUGCCGGCAAAGUUGUUCUUAUUACAGGGGCCAGCUCUGGGAUCGGGGCUGCCACCGCCGUGAAGUUCGCCAAGCUUGGAGCCUGCUUGGCUCUAAACGGACGCAAUGUGGAGAACCUGAAGAAGGUGGCCGAGGAAUGCGCCAAGGUGAGUGACUCGCAGCCAGCCUUGGUGGUGGGCGACAUCGGCAAGGAGGAGGACACAAAGAGAGUCUGGACCGAGACCCUGGCCAAGUACGGCAAGCUGAACGUGCUGGUGAACAAUGCUGGGAUCAUCGAGACCGGCACCAUAGAAACGACCAGCUUGGAGCAGUACGAUAGAGUGAUGAACACUAACCUGAGAGCCAUUUAUCACCUCACCAUGCUGGCCACCCCGGAGCUGAUCAAGACCAAGGGAAACAUCGUGAAUGUGUCGAGCGUCAACGGAAUCCGCUCCUUUCCCGGCGUCCUGGCCUACAACAUCUCUAAAAUGGGCGUCGAUCAGUUCACUCGCUGCGUGGCUCUGGAGCUAGCUGCCAAGGGAGUUCGCGUAAACUGCGUGAAUCCUGGCGUAACGGUGACAAAUCUCCAUGCCCGCGGCGGCAUGGACGCCGAGACGUACAAGAAGUUCCUGGAGCACUCAAAGACGACCCAUGCCCUCGGUCGUCCUGGCGAUGUCAAGGAGGUAGCGGCGGCAAUUGCGUUCCUGGCCAGCGACGAGGCUAGCUUCAGCACAGGUGUUAGUCUGCCCGUGGACGGAGGUCGCCAUGCAAUGUGCCCGCGCUGAUGAUUGUAAUCCCAGUACGAAUCAAGAAGACUCCUUCAGCUUGGAUUUUUCCAUGUGUAAAUGCAUUUAUAUCAAUGUUUUUGAUUGUUUUUCCUUUAAUACAUUUAUUGUUUAGCAAACAGA